Molecule: messenger RNA, 2607 nt
Organism: Trifolium pratense (red clover)
Lineage: Eukaryota; Viridiplantae; Streptophyta; Magnoliopsida; Fabales; Fabaceae
Exons: 12
Coding region: 159-2381 (740 amino acids)
Source: RefSeq, a predicted model, not a curated record
CUUUGUUGGAAAAUCAGUGUAAGCCAUACAUAAUCAGAACCAAUAGAAGUAUGGAAUAAUUUUUUGGUCAGAAAGUGUGGUAGACAAUCGAACAAAAAAGUUGCAAAACUGCCUAGUAUCUUCUAAAUCCAACAACACUGAAACAGAAGAAGAAACCAAUGGGCAAUAUCUUUUCCUCUUUGUUAUCAAAAAAAAAAAAAAAAAUAGCACCACCAAUGGAACCUUCUAAAUCCAACAACACUGAAACAGAAGAAGAAACCAUAUCCUUCAACAGAAAAAGAGCACGCCGCGUUAGCUUCGCCGACAAUGAAAUCACCUCCGUCCACAUCUUCCGCCGCCGUAACUCUACUGACGGUGAGGGUGAAGCGGUUGAUCAUAGAAACUCCUUUCUGCAACCAAUUGGUUCUCCUUCUCCUGGUGGAAGCAGUAUCAACGCUGAUGACGACACUGAUGAUGACGAAUUUGGUGGUCCUGUGUCGAUGGAUUUCAUCAAACCGGGACGGUUAUCGGAUUCUGGUGUCUCCGACGACAUCACGAUGGACUCAACUCCUUUUUCGAUGCAUUACCGGAGUCUAGCACGUUCAGAUUCAGGGGAUCUGAAGACGCCGACUAGGUUUGAAGCGACGGUGAGCACACCUGGUCUAAGCAGUGCUACUCCGGGGAGUUUCAUGGAACUCACUGAUCGUGAAAAGAGAGUGCCUCAGUCACCGGUGGUGGUGAGUGCCAGCGGGGACUCAGAUGCCAUGAGCAUUGAAGGGGAACAGCCAAAAACCUAUGAUUAUGGAAGACUCUCUCCUGGGUUGGUUGCAAUUUUGGCACAGGGAAGCAAGGAUUUGGAUGGUGUUUCCCCAAUAGGUUCAAAAGCUACGCAUUCACCAAUUGCAGUUGCUUUUGGGUCUUCGACCAAGAAUACUAAGGAGUUUGUUAAUGACGAAACUCUGUUAGCUUGUAAACAAUUGAACUCUGCUAAGGCUAAUAGAGCAACCCCACCAAAUAUGGAUGAAGGCGAUAAGUUAGCCACACAUUCACCAAUUGCAAAUCAUAUGGAAGUUUUACCCAACAUGGAAUCCUUAGUUAACUCUCCUGUUCAUCAAAUCACCCAUGAUACUACAGUUGCUUCUGCUUUGGAGUCUUCAACCAAGAGUGCAUUGAAGGGAAAACCGGCUACGAGUCCUCCUAAUAGAUUUCUAGAUCUUAGCAGUCCUAUCCAAGAAGCAACAACUGCGUUACCCUCCCUGCAAGAGCCUCCUAGUGACAUCCAAGACUUGUCUCCCUGGAUUAAUUCUGAUGGGCAUGGUGUUGAUCUUGAUAACAACCACCAUUUGACAUUCCAAGUAGCUCAGAGCCCUCUCAAAACUGGUAUUGAGGUUUCUUCCGGGGAGAAAAGGAAUGAUGUUGAUCUUGAUAACAACUGCCAUCCGGCACUCCAAGUAUCUCACAGCCCUUUUACCAAAACCGGUAUCGAGGUUUCUUCUGGGAAGAAAAGGAAAGGUGUCGAAUUAUUAAGUGAUAUUCGAGCCUUGUGUCACAGGAUUAAUUCUGAUGGCCAUGGGGUUGAUCUUGAUAACAACUGCCAUCCGACACUCCAAGUAGCUCAGAGCCCUCUUACCAAAACUGGUAUCGAGGUUUCUUCUGGGAAGAAAAGGAAAGGUGUCCAGUUAUUAAGUAAUGGAGAUGAUAUAGAGAAGACAGGGAGGAUUGACAGAAAUCAAGAGGUUCAUAAAAGUGGGGAUGGAGAUCUACAGUUUGUUUUGGAGCAAACAAGUAUGAGAAGUGAAAGAGAAAAGUUUGGUGAUCAGAAGUGGAAUGAUUUCGAUCAUGUUCUAGAAAGAUUCUCAACCAGCACAAAACAAUUGCUUUCUCCGUCAUUUGACAAGCUAAAUUUCAGAUUGAUCGGCACACUGGAAGAUAUUUUGGUUCGUCUGCAGAAAGUUAAGAAAUGGGAUAUUCUUUCUUCUGAAAUUCAUUCUCAGAAGAAAUUAACGGAUCCUCUAGAUAUUCCUAGACACAAAAGAGUUGUGGAAAUGAAAUUGUUGAUUUUUAAUAUAGCAUAUGAGAAGGCUAAGCUACAAUUAAUGAAUGUUAAGCGUGAGAGAUUACUGGAAAAAGUACAACAGCUGAGUUCUGGGCUUCAAGAGACUCAGAUGAUGAAAAAUUCCAUGCCAUGUUCUGCUAAGACUAGACUGGUUGACAUUCAAGCUGAUGAUAGUCAUAUCAAUACAAAAAAAUUUAAUUCACAAGGAAAAUGUCAGGACCUUGCAGCUGAAUUCCCUAAGCUUGAACCAGAUGGUCUUGAUCUUCUUUCGAGAAUGCUUUGCCUAUGCCCAAAUAGCAGGAUUUCAGCUGUGGAAGCACUUGAACACCCAUAUCUUCGACCUUGACCACCCAUGAUGAUUGAUGAAGCUGAUCUUGUUUCAAGCACCCCAAGAUUUUUUUUUUCUGUUUUCCGUAGUACAUUUUACAGAACAAUCUUGUAGAAUAUUAGGUAUCCUAUUGGAUAUAUCAUGUGUUAAGGCAAUGACAAGAACUGGAGGCAAACAAAAUUUAGCAAUCUUAUAAAACCGUAGUAAUAAACUUUUGUCCUAUUAAUUGCCUAAUUGCAUGUGA